This is a messenger RNA of Aspergillus heteromorphus CBS 117.55, 4934 nucleotides long. RefSeq lists its product as uncharacterized. Bases 56 to 4738 code for a protein of 1560 amino acids. NCBI's taxonomy places the organism in Eukaryota, Fungi, Ascomycota, Eurotiomycetes, Eurotiales, Aspergillaceae. The transcript has 9 exons. Gene Ontology annotation, biological process: proteasome-mediated ubiquitin-dependent protein catabolic process. The record is from RefSeq and is a predicted model, not a curated record. Gene Ontology annotation, cellular component: nucleus; proteasome regulatory particle, base subcomplex; proteasome storage granule.
UCAAUGCUGACCUCCUCCGCCACCGCUCCCUCGGAGCAUCCUCUCACAUGUGCGAAUGAUGUUCCCCUCCAGGAGGCCUUUUUUGGCAGAUGAGGAGCUGGGGAAGAAGGAUGACGACCACCGCCUGCGGUCCAGUCCUGCAUCGCCAUGGCGUCCCAAGCAAUGGAAGCCACCCCGACCGCGACGCUUCUUGCUAGGCAUCCUGGCCCUGUAUCUCCUCUACCUCUUCUUCAAGAAUAUGCCCACCGACCUGCUCCCUGCCCCCGAGCGAUUUAGCCCAGAGCUCAGUCAAGCGCGACAGGCCGCAUUGCAGCUACAACUACAGCGGGGACAGCAGCAGCAGCAGCAACUUCAAUCUCCGCCAUCUUCGCAAACGGGCCCCCCUGACCGAGACGAGAAUGACGCAGCGCCCAAGGAUGACCUCUAUUAUGAUGGGAGGAUCAACUUCUUCUCUUUGGCCAGAUCUCUGCACCGGUUCCAAAGACCACAGUCGCGCUACGAAAGGACCCAAAGCCGCGCAGUCGUCUUCGCCGGCGCAAGCUUAAGCAGUGUCUCGGACCUUAUUCCUCUGGCUUGUCAGAUGGCCAGCCGAAGAGUCAACGAAGUGCACUUCGUGCUGAUGGGAAGGGAUGAUGUGUCCAUUGAAGGGAUCCAACGAGUCAAUGGCAUUGAUGAUGCGGCGUGUCCAGUUAAUUGGCAUGAUGCUCGGCCCGAUUACGCGCCAUGGUCAACGGACGCUCGUAUGGAGAGAGCUGUAGCCGCCAGCCUCAACUAUAUCCGAUCCUAUCUCCUUCCCCAAGUCAUCCUCACACAAAGCGAGUCAUGGGAGGAUUCGUUCUUCUGGAAAGGCCUUCAAAGUAGAGUCCCCGAAAUUGGGGUUCCUCAUGUUGCUCUUAGUAGCGCGGCACGGGAUCUUAUGUGGGUGUCCACGCUCGACAGUAGCGCUCUUCGAGUCUGGAACGAUAUCCAAGUUGAAAUCCUCAUUCAUGCUCCGCCCGAGUCCUCCGGAUCUUUGAUAAGGUUGAUCCGGACAUUACAAAACGCAGACUAUCUGGGAGGAUCGCCUAUUCUAACCAUAGAGCUUCCCCCUCAAUCGAUGAAAUGGCUCCCUCACGCCUCUGGCAAGAUUAACCUUCGCCGACGAAUCCAGCCGCACGAUAUGGAUUCUGCUGAGGCGUCCCUGAAAACCGUGGAGGCUUUCUAUCCCAGAGAUCCGGAUCUGUCCCAUGUGCUAGUGCUUUCUCCACAAACGGAACUGGCACCCUCAUUCUAUCAUUAUCUCGUAUAUACCAUGCUCAGAUACAAGCAUUCAACUCGAUCAAAGCAGUUGGCUACCAAGCUUCUGGGAAUCUCACUCGAACUCCCAUCCUCUCGUCUUACCGACAACGCACCCCUGGAACCACCAGAGGUGGACAAUGACCAGUUUUCCGGUGCCGACAACAGCGAAGUGUUACCGCUCUUCCUCUGGGAAGCCCCGAACAGUAAUGCGGCGCUGUAUUUCGGCGACAAAUGGGCCGAGUUCUAUGACUUCCUCUCGAACCGCUUUGCUAUCCAGGAGGCCAUGGCGGAGGCUCCGCCUCAGGAAAAGCUCAUUUCCAAGAAAUACCCCGCUGUCAUGGAGUAUUUGUUAGAGUUUACCCGCGGACGAGGGUAUUAUUUACUUUACCCAACAUUCCCCGCCAAGGGAACCUUCACUCUUGCGACGGUACACAACGAAUUAUACCAUGCUCCCGAAGAGUUUGCUCAGGAUAGCUCGUCGGAUGUCCCGGAACCGUCACCCGAGGAGAUAGAUGACCCGGCCAAGCCUCUUACACCAGAGCCUGUUGAAGGGUUAGGAGUUGUUGAAAAGCCUCUGAGCCGGGCAUCCACCGUGAUGCCGCUUCUUGAACGAUUCUCCUUGAAUCUGCCGCGGAUCGACUAUCUCCCUCUACUGUCUUACAGUGGCCAGAGGGUCUCGGGCUUGGCCUAUACCCAGGGCAUCGAAGCCUACAGCAAGCUGUUCCGAGCGCGGUAUGGAGGAUACAUGGCGCAAGACGGCGAGCGGUCAGCUCCCGCCGACAAGGGCAAGGGCAAGGUUGACGAUGUCAAGGACUUGUCUGGCGGAAAGAAGACCAAGGCUGACGAGAAGCCACAAGCCGAUGGAAAGAAGAACGAGGACGAGUCGGAAGAAGAGCUUAACGAAGAAGACCAGCAGCUGAAAAAUGAGCUGGAGAUGCUUGUGGAGAGGCUGAAGGAACCGGACACCACGUUGUACGUCCCUGCCUUGGACGCGAUCAAGAACUUCAUCAAGACUUCAACAUCCUCUAUGACUGCUGUCCCAAAGCCCCUGAAGUUCCUAAGACCGCACUACGAUGAGCUCACGGGGCUUUAUGACAAGUGGCCGGCCGGUCCGGUUAAGGACUCGUUGGCCGACAUGAUUUCGGUCCUCGGAAUGACCUACGGAGACGAGGAGAAGCUCGAGACCCUGAAGUACCGCCUGCUUACCAAGUCGGAGGACCUCGGCUCCUGGGGCCACGAAUAUAUCAGACACCUGGCGCUGGAGAUUGGUCAAGAGUACCAAAAUCGACUCAACGCGGAGAAGGAUGUGCAAGACUUGAUUGAUCUCGCGCUGUCUCUUGUUCCGUACUUCUUGGGCCACAAUGCUGAAGCCGAUGCCGUUGAUUUGUUGAGUGAGCUUGAGAUCAUCGAGGAGAUCCCGCGGUUUGUGGACGAAAACACCUACCCCAGGGUUUGCCUGUACAUGGUCAGCAUGGUCAACCUCCUCACAUACCCGGAAGACCAGCAAUUCCUUCGGACCGCCCACGAGAUCUAUGUUCGCUACAAGCAGCUCACCAAGGCCAUCGUUCUUGCCAUCCGCUUGAAUGACACCGAUCUCAUCAAGAGUGAUCUUAAUGCCACCGAGGACAAGUCGAUCAAGAAGCAGAUGGCUUUCCUUAUCUCCAGACAGCAAAUAUGGCUUGACCUUCCUGAGGAAGAGGAAGACCAGUCCUUCAUGGACUGCUUGAACAACACUUCGAUUCCCAAGCACUUCAAGUCCCUCGGAAAGGAGCUUAACAUUCUUGAUCCCCAGAUGCCCGAGGAUAUCUACAAGACGCACCUGGAAAGCAGCCGCGGAGCUGGUCUCACUAAUGUCGACUCCGCCAGGCACAACCUCGCCAGUGCCUUUGUCAACUCCUUCACAAAUGCUGGGUAUGGUAACGAUAAGAUGAUGCUUGUCGAGGGCGAUAAGGGCCCCUGGGUUUGGAAGACCAAGGACGAUGGUAUGCUGUCGACAACGGCUUCGAUGGGUAUGCUUUUGCACAGAGAUGUUGAGGCUGGUCUGGAUAAGAUCGACAAGUACACUUAUGCCUCGGAGGACCAGAUCAAGGCCGGUGCAUUGCUUUCUAUCGGUAUUCUCAACUCUGGUGUGCGGAUAGACUCGGAUCCCGCUCUGGCUCUCCUCAGUGACCCCGACAACCUGGAGGCUAAGAGCGUGCCCAUGAGAGUUGCCUCUAUCAUGGGUCUUGGUCUGGCCUAUGCCGGCUCCAACAAGGAGGAACUGCUCGAGGUCCUGCUCCCGAUUGUUGAGGAUGUUUCGACGGACAUGCAGCUUUCGGCGAUGGCGGCCGUGUCGCUGGGUCUUAUCUUCGUUGGCUCCUCCAACCACCAAGUCAGUGAGGCCAUCGCCACCACCCUGAUGGAUGAGGAACGGCAGAAGCACCUCAAGGACAAGUGGACCCGUUUCAUGGCCCUUGGUCUGGCACUCCUGUACUUUGGCCGUCAGGAAGAGGUUGAUGUUAUCCUUGAUAUUCUCAAGGCUGUCGACCACCCUAUGGCCAAGCCGACCUCGGUCCUCGCAUCGGUGUGCGCGUGGGCUGGCACUGGCACUGUCCUGAAGCUCCAAGAACUUCUCCACAUCUGCAACGACAUCAUCGACGAGGAGGAUGACGAGAAGAAGGGCGAUGAGCUCGUCCAGUCGUAUGCUGUGCUUGGUCUGUCGCUCAUUGCUAUGGGAGAGGAGGUCGGACAGGACAUGAUCCUGAGACAAUUUGGUCAUCUCAUGCACUACGGUGCCAGCAAUAUCCGGAAGGCGGUUCCCCUUGCCAUGGGGUUGAUCUCUCCCAGCAACCCUCAGAUGAAGGUCUACGACACCUUGUCCAGAUACAGCCACGACAAUGACAACGAUGUCGCCAUCAACGCCAUCUUCGCCAUGGGUCUUUGCGGUGCCGGUACUAAGAACGCCCGACUGGCCCAAUUGCUCCGCCAGCUGGCCAGCUACUACCACCGCGACCAGAACACGCUGUUCAUGGUUCGCAUCGCCCAGGGUCUGUUGCACAUGGGCAAGGGCACAAUGACCCUCAACCCCUUCCACACAGAUCGCCAGGUCCUCUCGCGCGUUUCCGCGGCUGGCCUGCUUACCGUGCUCGUGUCUCUGAUCGACGCCAAGCAAUUCAUUCUCGCCGAACACCACUACCUCCUCUACUUCCUCAUCACCGCCAUGUACCCCCGCUUCCUUGUCACGCUCGACGAAGACCUGCAGCCUCUCACCGUCAAUGUACGGGUUGGACAGGCCGUGGAUGUCGUUGGCCAAGCGGGUCGCCCCAAGACGAUCACGGGAUGGCAAACGCAAAGCACGCCGGUGCUCUUGUCUCACGGUGAGCGUGCGGAGCUCGAAGACGAGCAGUAUAUUCCUCUCAGCAGCACGCUGGAGGGCCUGGUCAUCCUGCGCAAGAACCCGGACUGGGAGAAUCCCGCGUGAGUAAGAUGAUCUUUCGACACGAAGUAUUGCGGAUGGGUUGAGCGCAGGGAGGAUUAUAGCGCUCGGGUCUUUGGGUCUUAAUGUAUUCAGCAUGAAUUGGAAAAUAGCAUACACCAUCGGUCAUCGUGUUCAAUCCAUCUAUUAGAGUGGCGGAUAUGACAUGCAUAGGUGGACCAAUGCUAGUAUGAUCAUCAGC